GUUUCAACCAUAAACAAUCAUUUGAUACGAAUAUUUGCAAAUGGUGCAGCAGAAUAUACAAAAUAAAGAUACCAAGCAGAACGGUAGGGAUACCCCUCUGGUAAUGGACUAUGUUGUGAAAAGCUCCGCGUCGUCCAUCAAGUCCGGCACCUCUGAAGAGAUGCUAUUGGUGGGCCCUUCCUCAGUUGUUGACGCUACUUCGUUUGACAUUUCCGACGACGAUGUCAAACCUACAAAGACUGUGUUGAUUUUGACCUUGGCAUCGUCCAUCUCAGGGUUCAUGUUUGGUUACGACACUGGAUACAUCUCCUCAGCAUUAAUCCAAGUCGGAACUGACUUGUCUAACAAGAUCUUGACGUCAGGAGAAAAAGAACUUAUUACAUCCGCAACUUCGUUGGGUGCACUUUUAGGCGCUAUAGUCGGUGGGAUCUUGGCUAACUUAAUUGGAAGAAGAAUGGUGUUGUUGGGAUCCAAUGUUAUUUUUGUCGUGGGUACAAUCAUCCAGUUGGUUGCUCAUACGGUAUGGACCAUGAUUGCCGGAAGAUUUGUGUUAGGUUGGGGUGUUGGUAUCGGUUCGUUUAUUGCUCCAUUAAUGCUUUCUGAAUUGGCUCCUGCUAAAUACAGAGGGAGAUUAAUCGUUACAAACGUCAUGUUUAUUACUGGUGGUCAACUUAUUGCUUACUUAAUCAACUGGGGGUUGACCCGGGUAGAACACGGCUGGAGGGUUUCCGUGGGGUUAUGUAUGAUUCCACCAGUGUUCCAAUUUGUCUUGUUCUGGUUCUUACCUGAUACCCCAAGAUUCUACGUUAUGAACGGUGAAGUUGAAAAGGCCACGGAUAUUCUCAAGAAAAUUCACAGGGACCCCUCCGAUGAAUUCAUACAAGCCACCAUUGAAGAAAUGGUUUCAUCAAACUCAAAUGUUCCAGGAAGGGGCCCAUUACAAAAGUCAUGGGAAUCCAUCAAGAUCAUCCAUAAAACCCCAGGAAAUCUUCGAGCAUUGAUUCUUGCAUGUGGAUUACAAGGUAUUCAACAGUUCACUGGUUUCAACUCGUUGAUGUACUUUAGUGCUACUAUUUUCGAAACUAUUGGAUUCAACAAUCCUACCGCCGUGUCUAUUAUUGUUGCCGCUACAAACUUUGUUUUCACCGGUAUUGCCAUUUGUAUUAUCGACAUAGUUGGAAGAAGAAGAAUCUUAUUGUUCGGUAUCCCCUGUAUGUGUAUCUCGUUGGUGGUUUGUGCUAUUGCCUUCCAUUUCUUAAACGUGGACUUUUCCUCAGGGUCCGGUGUCAUUGAAUCCAGUGGCAUCAGUGGAUGGGGAAUUGUCGUUAUUGUCAGUAUGGUGGCGUUUGUGGCUUCAUAUGCCAUUGGGAUCGGUAACUCAGCCUGGGUCGGGGUUGAGUUGUUUUCCGAUGUUAAUGUCCGUUCGGUAGGAGCUAUGUACGCUGCAGGUACCAACUGGGCAGGAUCCAUGGUUAUUGCAGCUACAUUCUUGACAAUGUUACAAAAUAUAACUCCAACCGGUACAUUCUCCUUCUUUGCUGGAUUAUGUUUUGUCUCGUUCCUUUUCGUGUACUUUUUGUUACCAGAAACUGCUGGGUUGGAAUUGGAAGAGACUACUAGUUUCUUGAGUGAUGGGUUCAAUGUCAAACAGGCAUCGAGAAUGGCUAGGGAAAGAAGACUACACUCAAAGUUUGCCAAUAAAACCAGAACAGCAUAGAGUAACUUAAUAGACGUAACUAAUUCUUAAUAUAUAAUACCAUCAUAGUAG
Molecule: messenger RNA, 1768 nt
Organism: Spathaspora passalidarum NRRL Y-27907
Lineage: Eukaryota; Fungi; Ascomycota; Pichiomycetes; Serinales; Debaryomycetaceae
Gene: ITR1
Product: myo-inositol transporter
Exons: 1
Coding region: 41-1717 (558 amino acids)
Biological process (GO): transmembrane transport
Cellular component (GO): membrane
Molecular function (GO): myo-inositol:proton symporter activity
Source: RefSeq, a predicted model, not a curated record